This is a messenger RNA of Parasteatoda tepidariorum (common house spider), 1938 nucleotides long. RefSeq lists its product as uncharacterized. Lineage: Eukaryota; Metazoa; Arthropoda; Arachnida; Araneae; Theridiidae. The record is from RefSeq and is a predicted model, not a curated record. Gene Ontology annotation, molecular function: G protein-coupled receptor activity.
UAAUAACAUAUGGAUACGAAGUGAACUCUGACCUGGAUGAAAAUAGUUAUGGGUGCCUUUGUUCAAACAAUACCUGUGGAUGCUGUGCACAUAUAGAGGCACCAAAAAUAGGCUUGAAUGAUACAGGUUGUGUAAAUUUGACGUAUCUUCCUGAGGAGUAUGGAAUAUCCUUCACUGUUACUAUAGAUAAGCUUACUAUUUAUAAUGAAACCAUAUCAGCAAAAAAUCCACCUCCUGCAUGUUUUGGAGCUCCAAUUUUAAAAGAUUAUGCUGACCUCUGCCUUCGCUUUUAUGAUUUAGAUGUAUCAAAGACAAAACUACACGGUUGUGUGAAGAUAGAAGCAAGAUUACACUAUGUCAUUGUUGGAGAAUAUAAGAUAGGCUGCUUUAAUAUAGGACAAAGCAGAUGGAAAAUUUAUCAUAAAAAGCUAGUGCAGCUUAUUCGUGCAAAAAAUAAAAUGUUGAUUAGUGAAAAUAAGAUUUAGUUAAUAUUAUUUUUAGAGAAAUUUUAAUACUUAUAUUUAUUAUUUGAAUAUGAACUUUAUAUAGAUUUGUGUGUGUAAUAAUUGAAGACAUGACCAAUUAUUACACGCACAAAUACAAAAUAAAAUUGUACAAAAUAGUACAAAUACAAAAUAAAAUUGUACAAAAUAGUACAAAUACAAAAUAAAAUUGUACAUGUACAAUUGUACAAAAUAAAAAAUUCAAUAAAAAUAAUUGAAUUUUUUAUUUUGUACAAUUUUUAUUGAUCGGGUAAAAGAAAUUACUGACUUUUACAUUAAUUUUAUUGACAGGAGAUAAUCUGAUUCAUUAUUCCUUAAAUGUUUAUGAGCUUGUUUUGCUGUUUGUGUUUUACAUGCUCUUUUGUUCUGAUAUGUUUAUUUUUAUGCUUCCUAAGUUGACUUGUUUUUCAUGCUUUAUUUUAAUGUUCAUUAGGGUAGUAAUUUGAAUUAAAGUUUCCACGAAGGCAUUUCAACCAAUGACACAGGAAGCGUUAUAUUUUAUUACAAAUAGAUAAUGUUAAAUAUUUAACAUUAUGAUAAAAAUUCAUUGUAUUUGAAAUGUUUUUUUGUUUUUUUUUCAGGCAAAAUUAUCCAAUGUGAUAAUCCGAAAAGAAUUUUCCUUACAUUUGAAAUAUGAAUAUUUCUUUUGAUGGUUUUAAAUGUGAUAAUUCUGAGCUUGUUUUGCUAUAUCUAUUUCAUAUGCUAGAUGUUACGUUCUUGUUUAUGUAUUUCAUUGCUAUGUUUACCCUGUUAAAUAUAUUUUUUGGUUUGGUGAACUGCUUGCAUGAGCCUAGAGAUUAUCAAAUUGAUUUUAAAGUAAUCACCCCAAUAGCACAUAUUUUAACUGUAUGCGGGUUUCACAGUAUUAAUUUUUUGGUCAAUUUUGGAAUAAUGUACGUAGUACACUUGAACGGGUAGUAAAAUUAUUGCCAAAAAUUUUAAGUUUUAUAUCUUAGCAAUUUGAUAUCUGUUGUGCAUUAAUUGUUUAAAAAAUAGGUGCACAUUGAAGCUAUUGUAGCCAGAUUUUUUAAUAUGUGAUUAAAUAUUUUUAUCUAUUUCUUAUUUUAAUUUGUUAUUCUAUACUUUUGUUUUGUACAACUUGGCAGUAAUAUUUAAUGUUCCUUUAGAAUAGAGCAUAAGAAUACUAUAUAAAAUUUUGAUUAAAGUUGUGGUCCGCAAUUUUACUGAAGUUUUAAAUUUCGGUCCCUCAGCCUUGUUUAAGUUGGAAACCCCUGGUCUAGGCAUACAAGUCAUAAACUUUAUGUGCAUAUUCAAUACAUAAACUUUAAUUGAUCAUGAAUGUGCAAUUUUACAGAGAGUUUUUACUGAAACAUUUUAGAACUUUUCUAUGUGAUAUUUGGCAAAACUGGUUCGAUGUUUCACAAAAUACUUCAAGAUUGUAUAUUCUAUUUUUAUAAUAAAUAUUUAAACUUAA